GGAGUCCACUGCACAGCGGCCACAGGACAAGGGUCGUAGGCCGCCGUGCUGCGCUCUCCGUCCGCUUCUCACACCGCUGCUCCCGACCCCCGGCUGUGCAGGCGCCUGGUGGGGACAUGGAGGACUCGGGUUGCGAGGACCUCCGGAGCCGGGAGGCAGAGAGUUUUCUCUACUUCGCCUACGGCAGCAACCUGCUGACGGAGCGCAUCCACCUCCGAAACCCCUCGGCCGCGUUCUUCUGCGUGGCCCGCCUGCAGGAUUUUAAGCUUGACUUUGGCAAUUUCAAAGGCAAAACAAGUGAAACUUGGCAUGGAGGUAUCGCCACCAUUUUUCAAAGUCCUGGCGAUGAAGUAUGGGGAGUAGUAUGGAAAAUGAACAAAAGCAAUUUAAGUUCUCUGGAUAAGCAAGAAGGGGUUAAAAGUGGAACAUAUGUCCCAAUAGAAGUUAAUGUUUACACUCAAGAAGGAAAAAAAAUAACCUGUCGAAGUUAUCAGAUGAAAAAUUAUGAGUCUGCUCCCCCAUCCCCCCAGUAUAAAAAGGUCAUUUGCAUGGGUGCAAAAGAGAACGGUUUGCCACUGGAGUAUCAAAAGAUGUUAAAUGCAAUAGAACCAAAUGACUACAAAGGAAAGGUCUCAGAAGAAAUUGAAGACAUUAUCACAAAGAGGGAAACAAAAACUCAUUAGGACCUAAUAGAAUAGAUCUACAAAUAUUUCCUCCGUGUGCUAAUAGAUUUUUAAUGGUUAGAAAAGGGAUCUUCGAUAUCUCUGUAUUUAAUAUAUUUUCACCACUGCUCUGAAGGGACAUCUCAGUUGGGUGACUCCUUGUUUUCAGAACAUAAAAAGAAACUGGGUUAGGAGUUAGACAAUUGAAAAGAGGGCCUCAAGGCACCAGAAGUGCAUGACGGAUGGAUGUGGGUACUCCUUCUGUGGGCACUUAAAGUUAUUUUCUUGAGUGGAUCUGAAGUGUCGUCUUGCUCUGUGACAAAGGAUCGAUUUGCAGCUUAACGAUGGUGCUGGUGAAAUGCUCUGCUCUGGGAUUUUUUAAAUCAGCUUAAUAAGAGCAAGCGAACUGCAGAGGCAGUUGAUAAUAAAGUUUUUUUAAUUUAAAA
Molecule: messenger RNA, 1108 nt
Organism: Equus quagga
Lineage: Eukaryota; Metazoa; Chordata; Mammalia; Perissodactyla; Equidae
Gene: GGCT
Product: gamma-glutamylcyclotransferase
Exons: 4
Coding region: 117-683 (188 amino acids)
Molecular function (GO): gamma-glutamylcyclotransferase activity
Source: RefSeq, a predicted model, not a curated record